AGACAGCACACCCACCAAGUGCAGGCACAAACUCGAUCUCCAAUCUAGUGAGCAUUUCUUGAACUGUUCUUCUCUGAAAUCUAGCGAGAGAUCGACUGAGAGCAGGAAGGAUGGGCAUCGUGGACGUCGUCUCCGAGUACUGCUCCCUGCCCAGGACUCGCCGCCACAUCAAGAAGCGGAAACAGUUCCAGACGGUGGAGAUGAAGGUGAGGAUCGACUGCGAAGGCUGCGAGAGGAAGGUGAAGAAGGCCCUCGACGACAUGAAAGGCGUGAGCUCGGUGGAGGUGCUGGCGAAGCAGAACAAGGUGACGGUGACGGGGUACGUGGACGCGGCCAAGGUCAUCCGCCGCGUCGCCUACAAGACCGGCAAGAGGGUGGAGCCGUGGCCGUACGUGCCGUACGAGAUGGUGGCGCACCCCUACGCCCCUGGAGCGUACGACAAGCGCGCGCCGGCGGGGUACGUCCGGAACGUCAUCGGCGACCCCUCCGCCGCGCCGCUGGCACGGGCGUCCUCCACCGAGACUAGGUACACCGCCGCGUUCAGCGACGAGAACCCCAACGCAUGCUCCGUCAUGUGAUGAUGAUGGUGAUGAUGUACUAUUCCCGGACUCCGGCCAGCCGGCCGGCGAGACAUUGGUCGGUCGGCAUGCUGGAUCUCUAGCUAGGUUGUGGCUGCUGUUGUUGUCUUCUUGGAGUAGUAGUAGUAUAUUCUUUGUGUUUUAGAUGGAUUGGUGUAAGAUAAGCUGGAUUCGGUGACAAGGAAUCUCUUUCAGUCUUCUAAUUCGCAAUGUUGCCAAUCAGAGGAGCGUUGCAUGAUUUGGUUGGCGAGUGACAGAGACAUGUAUUCUACUUGUUAGGAGCCUGCUUGAUGUAUGUAUGGAUUUCAAACUUGGAAUCGCACAGUAACGUUCUUUA
Molecule: messenger RNA, 915 nt
Organism: Lolium rigidum
Lineage: Eukaryota; Viridiplantae; Streptophyta; Magnoliopsida; Poales; Poaceae
Product: heavy metal-associated isoprenylated plant protein 27-like
Exons: 3
Coding region: 111-578 (155 amino acids)
Molecular function (GO): metal ion binding
Source: RefSeq, a predicted model, not a curated record